Messenger RNA from Onychomys torridus (southern grasshopper mouse), 7525 nucleotides. It is a transcript of the gene Ankrd12, whose product is annotated as ankyrin repeat domain 12. The record is from RefSeq and is a predicted model, not a curated record. Bases 373 to 6498 code for a protein of 2041 amino acids. The transcript is spliced from 13 exons. Gene Ontology annotation, molecular function: protein binding. NCBI's taxonomy places the organism in Eukaryota, Metazoa, Chordata, Mammalia, Rodentia, Cricetidae. Gene Ontology annotation, cellular component: nucleoplasm.
GCGCCGCAGCCAAUCGCAGAGAACGCUGUCCGGGAGCAAGGAGGCUGUGGUGAGAGACCGACCAAGACCGGAGAUGUUUUCAAGCCUGGCCCCGGCGGCAUUAGGGGCUGUUGCAGCGGCGACGGAGACACCGGCAGCGGCGGCCACCCGGAGGCCCUCGUUCAGGGGCUGAAGCCUUCUGCGCCCGCCGAGCCUCGGGUCCGUGCGGGCCAGGGGGGCGUGGCGACCAGAGGGGAGGAAGGAGGGCGCGGUUUCGAGUCUGUCCCGGGCACCAGGGAGGAGACCCUCAGUUCUGUGCCCCCUCUCCUCCCCGGACGUCAGAUCCAGGAUGAGAAGACUGAUAGAAGCAGCAGCUAGCUGAACAGCUAUAAAAUGCCCAAAUCUGGGUUCACAAAGCCAGUUCAGAGUGAAAAUUCUGACAGUGACAGCAAUAUGGUAGAGAGACCAUAUGGAAGAAAGAGUAAAGACAAGAUUGCAUCUUACAGCAAAACUUCCAAAACUGACCGAAGUGAUAUGGGCAAGGAAAUGAAAGAGAAAUCAUCUAUGAAACGUAAACUGCCUUUUACCAUUAGCCCAUCAAGAAAUGAAGAGCGAGAUUCAGACACAGAUUCAGACCCAGGACAUACAAGUGAAAAUUGGGGGGAAAGACUUAUAUCUUCUUACAGGACAUACUCAGAGAAAGAAGGUCCAGAAAAGAAGAAAACAAAAAAAGAAGCUGGAAGUAAGAAGUCCACCCCAGUCAGCAUUCUUUUUGGUUACCCGCUCUCUGAACGGAAGCAGAUGGCACUUCUCAUGCAGAUGACAGCAAGGGACAACAGUCCAGAUUCCACACCAAGUCACCCGUCACAAGCAACACCAGCCCAGAAGAAGACACCCAGUUCUUCAUCUCGACAAAAAGAUAAAAUUAAUAAAAGAAAUGAACGUGGUGAAACUCCUUUACACAUGGCUGCUAUUCGAGGAGAUGUGAAGCAAGUCAAAGAGUUAAUAAGUUUAGGGGCAAAUGUGAAUGUGAAAGACUUUGCAGGUUGGACACCUUUGCAUGAAGCGUGCAAUGUUGGAUAUUAUGAUGUUGCUAAAAUACUGAUAGCAGCAGGAGCUGAUGUUAACACACAAGGAUUAGAUGAUGACACGCCCCUCCAUGACUCUGCCAGCAGUGGACAUAGAGAUAUAGUGAAACUGUUGCUUCGUCAUGGUGGGAAUCCAUUUCAAGCUAAUAAACAUGGAGAGCGUCCAGUGGAUGUAGCAGAGACAGAGGAAUUGGAGUUGCUGCUAAAAAGAGAGGUGCCUUUGUCUGGUGAUGAUGAAAGUUAUACAGAUUCAGAAGAGGCUCAUUCUGUAAAUCCUUCUAGUGUUGAUGAAAACAUUGACUCGGAGACAGAGAAAGACUCUCUCAUCUGUGACAGUAAAGUCCUCCCCAGUAAAGCCCCUCUCCCAUCUGCUCUCGAUGAGUAUGAGUUCAAGGACGAUGAUGAAGAAGAGUUAAGUAAAAUGAUCGAUGACAGGCACAUUCUAAGGAAAGAACAGCGUAAAGAGAACGAAUCUGAAGCAGAAAAGAGUGGUUUGUUUGCAAAACAGGAGAAGACCUUCUAUUCCAAAUCAUUUAAAACUAAAAAGCAGAAGCCGUCUAGGGUUCUGUAUUCCAGUACUGAAAGUUCUGAUGAAGAUGUUCUUCAGAACAAAAAGAUUUCUACUUCAUGUUCUGUCCCUGAAACAUCAAAUUCUGAUAUGCAAGCCAAGAAAGAAUAUGAAUAUAAACAGAAAGGCAAAGUUAAAAGAAAAUUAAAAAAUCAGAAUAAAAACAAAGAGAACCAAGAAUUGAAACAAGAAAAAGAGGGGAAAGAAAACACCAGAAUAACAAACUUAACAGUCAAUACUGCACUGGAUUGUUCAGAGAAAACUAGAGAGGAGAGCAGUUUUAGGAAAUCUUUUAGCCCAAAAGAUGACACUUCAUUACACUUAUUUCAUAUUUCCACUGGUAAAUCUCCCAAACAUUCUUGUGGAUUAAGUGAAAAACAGUCCACACCAUUAAAGCAAGAACAUACAAAAGCAUGUAUAUCACCAGGGAGCUCUGAAAUGUCGUUACAGCCUGAUCUUGCUCGAUAUGAUAAUACAGAACCUGAAUUCUUGCCAGAAAGUUCAAAUAUAAAAUCUUAUAAGCAUAAGGAAAAAAACAAACACCAGAAAGAUUUCCACCUAGAAUUUGGUGAAAAAUCAAAUGCCAAAAUAAAAGAUGAGGAUCAUAAUCCAGCAUUUGAAAACUCAGAGUGCACGCUGAAAAAGAUGGAUAAAGAGGGCAAAACACUAAAAAAACACAAACUGAAACAUAAAGAGAAGGAGAAGGAAAAGCAUAAAAAGGAAGUUGAAGGAGAAAAGGAAAAAUACAAAAAUAAGGAAAAUGCUAAAGAGCUGCAGAGGAGCGUUGAAUUUGACAGAGAAUUUUGGAAAGAGAAUUUUUUUAAAAGUGAUGAAACUGAGGAUCUCUUUUUAAAUAUGGAACAUGAGUCCCUAACAGAAAAAAAGUCAAAACUGGAAAAAACCAUGAAAGAUGACAAAUUAACUAAGGAAAAACAUGUCUCAAAAGAGAGGAACUUUAAAGAAGAACGGGAAAAGACCAAAAAGGAAAAUGAAAGAUCUCUUAGGGAAGAAAAGCUGAAAGAAGAAAGAGACAAUGUACCCACAGAUAAAGAAGUAGAGUGUGGUUCUGUGGGGGCCAGUGUAAACCAAGACUCCAUAGGGCCACAUUCUAUGGAAAAGGACAUAGACAUUGAAAAACAAGAAAAGCAUACAAAAGAAAAGGAGAAAUCGGACAGACGACUUCAGACUAAAGAAAAAGAGGUUGACAAGACUGAAAGAAAAUUUUCUGAAAAAGAAAAGAAGAUAAAACAUGAACAUAAAUCAGAAAAAGAGAAAUUGGAAUUUAGUGAAUGUGUUGAGAGAGUAAAAGAAAAGGACAAGUUCUAUUCACACCAAACGGAAAGGGGUCAUAAAGAAGGGGAGAAAAUCAAAAACACUGUUAAAAGAAGUGAUGACAGAGAGAGGAACAGAGAAAAAGUGGAUAGAAAGCAUGACAAAGAAAAACCUGAAAAGGAGAGGUGUUUAGCAGAAAACAAAGAAAAGCACUUGGAGAAAAAAAAGUCUGAUAAUAGUGAGUAUACUAAAUCAGAAAAGAUCAGAAAUAAAGACAGGGAAGGAGAGAAGAAGGAAAAACUUAGAGAUAAAGAAAGUAUAAAUGUUAGUAACUCCAGACAUUUACAAGAAGAGAAAAGGUCAAGUGUAGGAGAUAGUAGUAGUAAAGUCCAGCAUGAGAAAACUAUAUCCCUUAAAGAAAAGGCAAGGGAUGAACCUUUGAAAACUCCAGAUGGAAAAGAGAAAGAUAAAAAAGAUAUAGACAGAUACAAAGAACGAGACAAACGUAAAGAUAAAAUCCAACUAAAUACUUUAAUCAAACUAAAAUCUGAAACAGAUAAGCCUAAACCUAAGUCAUCGCCGGCAUUGAAAGACAUCCGACCUAAAGAAAAGAGGCUAGUCAACGAUGAUCUGAUGCAGACAAGUUUUGAACGGAUGCUCAGUCUUAAAGACCUAGAGAUAGAACAGUGGCACAAAAAACAUAAGGAAAAAAUUAAGCAAAAAGAAAAAGAACGAUUAAGAAAUCGUACUUGUUUAGAACUUAAAGUAAAAGAUAAAGAAAAAACAAAACAUACACCCACUGAAUCAAAAAAUAAAGAAUUUACCAGGUCAAGAAGUUCAGAAUUGACUGAUGUUUAUAACAAGGAGAAACAAUCUAAAGAUGUUGGAAAUAAUAGAUCACAAUCUGUUGACACCAAAAAUGUACUGAAUUUAGGGAAGUCAUCCUUUAUUUCAGAGAACAGCUCAAACCGCUCUCCUAGGUCAGAAAGUGAGAGGCUGGGUCUUAGCUCCAGGUCUGUGUCCAUGAUUUCUGUUGCUAGUUCAGAAGACUCUUGCCAAACAGUGACAACCCCACGGCCUCUUGUUGAAUAUGACUCGGACUUUAUGUUAGAGGGCUCAGAAUCUCAAUUGUCGUUUGCCCAGUCACCUUUUUUGCCAAAUGCCAAAUCUCCAGCCCUUUAUGAAAGGGAGCUUGAGAACCUUGCUGACUUGCCGGAACGACUUAAACCACCAUGUACAAACAGACUUCCAGUGUGCCAUCUCAGGUCAUCUUCUGUGGAAGAUGUUAAACUACUUACUAAUGAAGUACGGCCUGCUGUGGAAAUCAGAAGAUGUAGCAUGCCCUCAGUCAUUUGUGAACCCACAAAACAUUUCCAGAUAUCAGAAGAAAGCCACCAAGGCAGCUUAGCUGUGCCAAGAGAGACUUCUCCUUCUCCCAAACCUGAAGUAUCUUUAGCAAUGCCAGAAAGAGGCCUUUCACAUGUGUCUGACUUACACCCCAGCUUUACAGGCUCUCCAAGUAGGUCUGUGAACAGUAGGUAUAUUUCAUCUGAUACAAAUGUAAUCAAGAGUGCUAGUCUUGCGGGUACUUUAAUGGACAGUCCGAUGCACUUAGAACCAUCUAAUCAGGUUGGAGUGAUCCAAAAUAAGUCAUGGGAGAUGCCUGUUGAUAAACUGGAGUCUUUAAGCACCAAUGAGGUUAUCUGCCCAGAUUCUAGUACAUCUGACCAAUAUUCCUCUGCUCAGAGUUUUUGUAAUUCAGAAAACAAAAUGUUAAGAGAACAAAAUACUGAUGGCUUAUCCCUACACCAGACUGAUCUGCCGGGAAACUCAUGUGCUCAGGAUCCAGUAUCCUUUCUGUCUUCUCCACAACCCUGCUCUUUUUCCAGCCAGUCACAUUCAGAUGCUGAGCCUGCUUCUAAACCUGUGUCUUUGUCAUAUGUUGCCAAUCAAGAGCCAGGUGUUUUACAACAGAGAAGUGCAGCGCAUAUGAUUAGCUCUGUUUUAGAUAGUGAUCAUAACUUUACAAAGGAUAUGGAAAAUACGUUUGUCCUGGCAGACAUUCAGAAGACAAAUUCUUUUGUACCAGUUUACUCUGAGAGCACUAUUCAAGAAGCACUCCCGAACUUUGAGAAGGCGAAUACUUUGCUUGUAUUGCCAUCAGAAAAGGACUUCAGCGGAAGUGAUGCUGCUUCUCAGAUAAAUACACAGUAUGCAUUUAGCAAACUCACUUUCAAGUCUUCAAGUAGCCACGAAGUUGAGAAGAGCACAGAUGAUACUCAAGUUAUCUCCCAUGAAAAAGAAAACAAACUGCAAAGUUUGGUCUUAACUCCGUUGAGUAAAUGUGAUUCUGAUUUGUAUGAAAUGAGUGCGGGUAUGCCAAAAGGAAACCUAAAUGAACAGGAGAAUCCAAGGCACGGUCCUGAUGCUGAAAAGUAUUUGCUUUCCAUUGAAGAUGAAGAAUCUCAGCAGAGCACUCUGUCAAGUGUGGGAAACCAUUCGCAGCAGUCAGCCCAACCGGAGAUGCAUAAAUAUGACCAGCUAAUUAAAGGGGAAUUAGAAGAAAGUGCUGAAGAGGAUAAAACUGAAAACCAAAUCCCCCAAAGAAUGACUAGAAACAAAUCAAGCACAAUGGUAAAUCAGAGCAAGCAGAUUGUUGCUGGCUGUACAAUUCUGCCAGAAAAAGACAAUGACUCUUCCCCUAGGGGAAGAAUAAGGCUCACUGAAGAAGACGAUCCCCAGAUUCACCAUCCCCGGAAAAGGAAAGUGUCACGGGUCCCUCAGCCUGUACAAGUGAGUCCUUCUUUACUACAGGCAAAGGAGAAAACGCAGCAGUCCCUAGCAGCCAUCGUCGAUUCUCUGAAACUAGAUGAGAUUCAACCAUAUAGUUCUGAGAGAGCAAAUCCGUACUUUGAGUACUUGCACAUAAGGAAAAAAAUUGAAGAAAAACGCAAGUUAUUAUGUAGUGUUAUUCCUCAAGCUCCUCAGUAUUAUGAUGAGUAUGUAACAUUUAAUGGAUCAUAUCUCCUGGAUGGAAACCCCUUGAGCAAGAUUUGUAUUCCUACAAUUACACCACCACCUUCGCUGUCAGAUCCACUUAAAGAGCUCUUUCGGCAACAGGAAGUAGUAAGAAUGAAACUACGUUUGCAACAUAGUAUCGAAAGGGAAAAACUUAUUGUGUCCAAUGAACAAGAAGUUCUACGAGUCCAUUACAGAGCUGCGAGGACACUGGCAAAUCAGACGCUGCCAUUCAGUGCUUGCACUGUCCUGCUAGAUGCAGAGGUGUACAAUGUGCCCCUGGACUCACAGUCUGAUGACAGUAAAACUUCUGUGAGAGAUCGAUUUAAUGCACGACAGUUCAUGUCCUGGUUACAAGAUGUGGACGAUAAGUUUGACAAACUAAAGACCUGUCUUUUAAUGAGGCAGCAACACGAAGCUGCAGCUUUAAAUGCCGUCCAGAGACUAGAAUGGCAGCUCAAACUCCAGGAACUCGACCCUGCCACCUAUAAGUCUAUCAGUAUUUAUGAGAUCCAGGAGUUUUACGUUCCCCUUGUUGAUGUUAAUGAUGAUUUUGAAUUGACUCCUAUAUAGCAGUUGGUACUUGCCUGGGUAUCAUCCUAAACUAACAAUGCAAGAGUUAUACUGUGGAAUACUGCCUUUAAAAAAAAACCCUGAUAAUACGCCUUUACAGUUGUUAGAGAAGUUAUGUAGUGAACACUGUCAUUUUAUAAAAAUAAAGAAAAAUAUUUUGGAUCUUAGGUCCAAAUACACUUUCUAACAUAAAACUAUUAUUUAUAUUCAUCAAAGGUAACUAUUGCAUUAGAAAAUGUUGGCAAACUGAGUAGAUCUUUAAAAAGUUGAGAAAACCUGUUAACAGCGCUGGAAGUUGUUAGCACUCCAAGUAACAAGAUAACCAACCACAAGUACUCAGAUCUCUUGCGGGUUUUAUUAAAAGUACAUGAGUAAACACAAAGAUCCAGUUCCUACCAAACAGUUUCUAAUGCAGAAGAAAAAUCUUGGCACAAAAUUCCUCAGUUUAUUUUAUCUGUAAAUUAAUUGUACAGUUUUCCUUUUUGAAAGUUUUAAUAUUGUCUUCCUUUUUAAUAACUUAUUUUAUACAUAUUGUACAUCUUGUAAUUAAUGGUCAAUGUAUACAAGGGACUGACCCUCAAAACUGUACACAGAGAUGACUGUAAAACUGUCUGUUCUGUUGGACCAAAGUUGUCGUUGUGGAGUGUCAUAGCAGUGUGUUCAAAUAGUGAACCUUUGACUAGGCAUGCAUGGGUUUGAGCUAGCUUGUGUCCAUCCCAUAACUGUCAAAAUGGUGGCUUAGUUGUGUUGCAUGCUUUCUAUAAUUUAACUUUUUCUGUAACUGACGCCUGAGACAGUGUGAGACUUCUUAUCCCAGUUUCCUGCAAGAGAACCUGGGACUCUGUGUGUGGAGCACACUGGUCAGAAUGUCAUCAGAGAAGCAGGAGCUCUCUUCGUCUCACUGGAGAACAACCAAUGCCUUUGAAUGGAAAUUCUGAAAUUGUAAAUGUCUAUUUUAAUACUCAACUAUGAGAGAAUCUGUGAAUAUAUGUAAAUAUGUUUAAUAAAUUUUAUUGGUCAUGUUAAA